CGAGCGGCGCGCGGGGCGCUUCUACACCAGGCAUGAGCAAACAUAGGCCCUCCAGGUGUUUUGGACUUCAACUCCCACAGUUCCCCUUUUCCUCGGGGAAAAGGAAGAGGCCUGAGGCUGUUAGGAACUGUGGGAGUUGAAGUCCAAAACACCUGGAGGGAGGGCCCAAGUGUAGACUCAGCCUCGGGGGCAAAGUUAACUGACGUGGCGCUGCAGUGACAGCAAGAAAUGUCCCAGCUGGCCUUGUGGGUGUCAGGCUCCUGCAAAGGGGCAGGAGUUGGCUUGGGGGACCCGCGCCACCUGCCCAGAGGAACUCAAGCAUAUUCAUUCACCAAGCUAGUUGGAAGACUGGUUUUGGUUUAUUAAAGACCAUGUCCAGAUCCGGAGGAAAAGGGGUGAACCUAAAGGACAAACUAGAGGGCAAUGAAUUGGACCUCAGUUUGUGUGACCUGAAUGAAGUGCCAGUUAAAGAGCUGGCAGCACUUCCAAAGGCAACUAUUUUGGAUUUGUCUUGUAACAAUCUUACAUCAUUACCUUCUGAUUUCUGCAGUUUGACCCAUCUAGUGAAACUGGAUUUAAGUAAAAAUCAGCUUCAGCAACUGCCUUCAGACUUUGGUCGCUUGGUCAACUUGCAACAUCUGGAUCUGCUGAACAAUCGAUUAGUAACUUUGCCAGUCAGUUUUGCCCAACUCAAGAAUCUGAAGUGGCUGGAUCUGAAAGACAACCCCUUAGAUCCUAUGCUAGCAAAGGUUGCUGGAGAUUGCUUGGAUGAAAAACAGUGUAAGCAAGCUGCCAUCAGAGUACUGCAGCAUAUGAGAGCCAUUCAGUCCGAAUUAGAUCGCGAGAGGCAACAGAAGCUGCAGGCAGAGCGAGAGCUGGAGAAGAAACGUGAAGCAGAUCGGCGAGCAAGAGAAGCCCAAGAGAGGGAACUUCGUAAGCGGGAGAAAGCUGAAGAAAAAGAACGCAGAAGAAGGGAAUAUGAUGCCCUGAGACUUGCAAAACAGGAAAUGACAAAACAACCAAAGAAAGAAACGGAGCCCUCAUCUUCCCGUCCAUCACGGCAGCCCCAACACAAACGCUCCUGGUCCAGAGUCUUAUUGAAGAUACUGCUGCUCCUGCUCUUAGGUGCCUUGAGUACAUUGGUUGUUUGCAGGUUUACGGAGCUGCGGCGCCAACCUGUCUGUAUUAGCGUCAACAUGCUCUAUGAAGAUACACUGACCCUUUUACGAAGUCGUGAAACGCUUCAGAACGUCCUGCAGCCAAACUCACAGCAAUAACACUGUUUCAGCUUUAGAGGACUAUUCCUUUGACAGUGUCUCCUGCUGGUUUUACAUCAGAACAGCUAGGAUUCCUAUGGAAUUGAGCUCUGAUGAAAAUUGCUGACAGAUCAUUCAGCUUUGGUGGCCUACAUAGAACUGAGCAGAAUUGCUGCCAGUAUCUUUUCCUCCUUCACUGUUCUGUUCCUAAGGCAAAUGUCUAAUUUUCCUCCUCCAUAGCAGAGUGUCUGCAAGUCUGCAAAAUGCAGGUUUUGGGUCUCUAGAACAGGCCCCAUAUUCUUAACAGCUUAGCUGUGACUAUUGGGAUCUAUUUUGUCAUCUUAAGAAGUCUUUAUAUUUAGUUUUGUUUUAAUGUUAUUGCUACAGGAAAUCCAUAUUGAUUUGGGGAAUUAAUUCUAUGCUAUGAUGGCUAAAUUACUCAGUGGAGAAUGAAGCUAAUAACAUGCUGGCUAAUGUUUCAUAUCUAAUGCUCAGCAGCUUUAUGUUUGGUCUGUGGAUGGAAACAUGUAUUUUAUAUACUGUAGCUACUAACGAAACAACCCUAUUGCGGAAGUGCACAACUCUGUAUAACAUUCACAUCUGUCAAAAUGUGAUCUUUCUGUACACUUGCCUCAUUGUAUCUUUGCUGUACCAACCAGGAAGUGUGCUGGAAAGGGCUUGUGAAAUUUGCACCACAAAAUUUAGGACUAAAUGCAUUGUUUUAUUAAUGUCAUUAAAAAAAACGUAAAAUAUAUUUUUACAUUUUGUAUGCUUACAAACAAUCCGGAUACAGUUCUGUCCCUGCGCCAAAGUGCUUUUUCUUGGGAAUUGUCACAUCAAAGAGAGUAAAUCAUUAUAUAUUUUAAAAAAUUACUGGCUUUGGAUUUUUGUCUGGCUUUACACGAGAUUAAGCAGGCAGUUUUCCUUUCCCCUCAUACCAAGACGCAACUGUGAUGCCCAGUUUGUACCUGCUAUUCUUGUUUUAUUGACCACAAAUGUAUAUCCUGCAUAUGUUCUUCUAACAGAAUACUGGAGUGACUUAGCACUGAAGCUUUUGUUUACCAUGCAAACCUAAUCACGAAGUAUGUUUUAUGUAAUUACAUUUACUCAGGUUUAGGUACCGUAAGGCACGAGAAGGAGGGAUUGUGCAAAAAAUGCUAAUUGGGAGAAGGGUCUUAAUUUCUAAUCUUGGUAAAAUAAAUUGUCUUGUCCCUUCCCACAACUUUCUGGCACUAUUUGAUGGUGGAGAAGUCCUGUUAUAAGCUGUAAUUCUGAAUAUCUUUCCUCCAGUAAAUAGUAUUUAUAAAAUA
Anolis sagrei ordinatus is the source of this 2566-nucleotide messenger RNA. It is a transcript of the gene LRRC59, whose product is annotated as leucine rich repeat containing 59. Gene Ontology annotation, biological process: signal transduction. Gene Ontology annotation, molecular function: protein binding. The record is from RefSeq and is a predicted model, not a curated record. Lineage: Eukaryota; Metazoa; Chordata; Lepidosauria; Squamata; Anolidae.